AUGCCCAGUUGGGACACACUUGGUCGAUGGCAAGUGCGUCCCAUCGCACGGUCCCACUCACCCGUGCCCAAUUGGGACACACUUGGUCGACGGCCGCUGCGUUCCACUCCAUGGUCCCCCUCAUCACUUGUGCCCAAGUGGGACACACUUGA
This is a messenger RNA of Suillus subaureus, 152 nucleotides long. RefSeq lists its product as uncharacterized. The record is from RefSeq and is a predicted model, not a curated record. The annotation marks the transcript as partial. NCBI's taxonomy places the organism in Eukaryota, Fungi, Basidiomycota, Agaricomycetes, Boletales, Suillaceae. The transcript has a single exon.